AUCUUGCGGCGCAAAACGUAUGCAUCACGCGAGGCUCCUAGCUGGCGGCCUCACCUUACUCCAAACACCUACGUACUGCAAAGCUCGGACGUUGUGUUCUGGACCUUUUUUUUUUGACGGGCACUCUUCUUGGCUUGCAGCCGCGUCUCACGGAUUACCGACGAUCGUAACGGGUCACAGACAAAAGUACUAGAGAUCUCUGCGUUACGAGGCAACUUUGUAGUUCAUUGCCAUCUCAGUCGUGUCAUUUUUUUCCCCUUGAGCCUUGCGGACAGAUGCCGCACGUUGUCCCCACCACCCGAUGGUUCCUAUUGACACUGGUUUUAUUCAAUUCAAUCCGCGCCAGUGCCAUAGCAGUUGAACCUCGGCACGGUGUUCCACCUAUACAAUUUCCUUUUGGUUACGAAGCGGUGCGCGGGGUCAGCCUAGGAGGCUGGCUUGUCACUGAACCAUGGAUAACUCCAUCCCUCUACGACGCCACAAAUAAUCCUAAUAUCGUCGACGAAUGGACGUUCUGUCAAUAUCAGGACUAUAAUACAGCUCACAAGGCACUUCGAUCUCACUGGGAUACAUUCAUUACCGAACAAGAUAUCGCCGAUAUUGCUAUGGUUGGCUUAAAUCACGUCCGAAUACCCAUAGGGUAUUGGGCAUUUGACAUCUCUGACGGCGAGCCAUACCAUCAAGGACAGCUGGAUUACCUCUUUCAAGCGAUUGGUUGGGCUCUGCAACAUGGAGUGUAUGUCAUGAUAGACCUUCAUGGUUUACCUGGGUCUCAGAAUGGGUUUGACAAUUCUGGAAGACGCGGACCUAUCCUUUGGGAUACUCAAGCAAGUUAUUUGAACCGAUCGAGGACGAUCGUCGACUUUCUGGCCACAGAGUUCUCGAAGCCUCAAUAUGGCGGAGUUGUUAGUUCUAUCGCUCCAGUGAAUGAACCGGGAGGGUUCAACGGGUCUCAACUCCUAGCUGUGACGACGCAAUACUAUUAUGAUUCGUAUGGUAUAAUGAGGGAAAGAGGAAGCAUUGUGGACCUCUUGCACGAUGUGUAUCAGGCUCUAACAUAUUGGAAUGAUUUCAUGCCGGCCUCUUCGGGAUAUAGCAAUGUGAUGAUGGAGACGCAUCAUUAUGAACUGUUUUACACGUCGCAGCUCGCUAUGUCCUAUGAAAUGCACCUUGGGGCGGCCUGUGCCAGAGGACAGGAGAUGGCAGCGUUUGCUCACGGCGCGGGCGGAUUCUGGACUAUUGCCGGGGAGUUCACUACCACGGUGUAUGAUUGUGCGACCUACAUCAAUGGUCGAGGUUUCGGAUCGCGAUGGGAUGGAACGUACCCUGGAUCGACUGGGGCACUUGGGAGUUGUGUUCCCUAUUCCGGUCCAACGCGUGCUUUUUCACAGGAUUACAAGGACUUUAUGAGGAAGUAUUUCGAAGCGCAGACGAUCGCGUUCGAAAUGGCAGACGGGUGGAUAUAUUGGACAUGGAAGACAGAGAGUGCGGAUGAGUGGAGUUAUUCUGCAGGUGUUGCGGGUGGAUGGAUACCACCUCGACCGACACAGCGGCUGUAUCCUUAUAUUUGUAGGUGAUUACAUAGUAGCUAGCUGGUUGCCUCAUGGUGGAUGCUGGGCAGUUUAGAGUAUCUGUCAAUAUCACGAUCGUCGUUAUG
This is a messenger RNA of Cantharellus anzutake, 1657 nucleotides long. RefSeq names its product glycoside hydrolase family 5 protein. The record is from RefSeq and is a predicted model, not a curated record. NCBI's taxonomy places the organism in Eukaryota, Fungi, Basidiomycota, Agaricomycetes, Cantharellales, Hydnaceae. The coding region runs from base 276 to 1577 and encodes 433 amino acids. Gene Ontology annotation, molecular function: beta-glucosidase activity. The transcript has 16 exons. Gene Ontology annotation, biological process: glucan catabolic process. Gene Ontology annotation, cellular component: cell surface; extracellular region.